GCCUACCUACGUACCACUACUCCCUAGAGUUUUAACCUUCUAAUCUAACCAAUAUGACACUCAUAGCCUGCGUCUAUUUUAACACUUCUGAUCACUGAUCAAAUUAGAAGAUUCUUCACCAAGUACUAUGAAAAUAUUAUAUGAGUAAUAUGAUUAGGUAGGUUUUUUGUUAAUUGGCGAGUUUUAUUGAAGUGGCUGUAACAUUGGAAGCUGACAGCGCCACUAGACUAGCGCGGGUAUGCGCCGCUCAGGAGCUCGACGGGCGUUCCAGUAAAAUAAACCAAUGCAAUCAUGCCCAACACUGUUAGGAUAAUCUGAUAACUCUUUCAACAUACCUAUCAACCGAAUAAGCAUAUAAUAAGAGUGUGCAUGUAUGGAUGCCUCAGAUAGCUUAGACGACGAUGUUAUCGAGAUUAUUGUACCAGAAACAUGGUACGCGGAUUCUGGCAACAAGCCUGAGAUAUUGGCGGCUACAGAUGACAGCACUGAAGUUUGCCAAAGGUGCCAUUGGGAUCAACGACCCUCGAGUCUAUUCCCUACACGUCGAGAUGAGAUGAUAAAUGGCUUCGACGCGCAACAGGUAACAAGAACCGAAAAGUGCAUAAGAUGUCGAAUUCUCAAACUUUGGUUGGAAUCUUUGGGCCCAGACUAUCAAUCGCCCGACAUAAUAAUAAUCCAAGGGACUGGCUUUAGUAUAUCGAAGCGCCCAUAUGACGACUACGAGGAUUUCGACAUCUUUGUCGCGGACGCUAGUAAUGGACCCCCUUCAUGGUUACCGCGAGGGAAUACGUCGUGGUCAUCUCACAGCUCCUCCACCGAAUCUUUCGAAUGGACACGACGCGAGAUAGACAAGUGCAUCGACUCUCACGCAUGUUGUCGCUCUCUAGGAAAUUCUUUCAUGCCAACCCGGUUGAUCAAUAUUUGUCCUCGGAACAUAGCCGGCGACGUCUUUCUUCAGGAUGGGUCUUCGGUCCCUCGUGGCUCAAGAUAUUGCGCCCUUAGUUACUGCUGGGGUGAUAUCAGGCCAGAUUGUCUCACGACCAAAGCCACACUUGCGCAGCGUCAAUCUAACAUACCUUGGUCAACCCUGCCCCAAACCUUCCAAGACGCUAUCUACUGGGCGCGAUCAGCCGGAGUGGAUUACCUCUGGAUUGACAGUGUCUGCAUCUUACAAGGCGACCGAGACGAUUGGAUCCGGGAAUCUGGAAAAAUGUUCCAGGUUUACCAAAACUCUUAUGUGACGAUUGUGGCUGCUUUUGGCAAGGAUCCAACAUCUGGGCUUUUUUCGGCUUAUCCAGACGAACCGAAGCCGAAGCCACUCGCAACUCUACGACGUGCGAGUGCAGGGUCGAGUUGGCCAUUAUACAUGAGAAAAGCGCAGCACUAUCAUUUCUACGACUGGGAGGACUACGAGACGCGAGAGGCGCUGCCGCUACUGAAACGCGCAUGGUGUUAUCAAGAGCGGCUCAUCUCUCCUAGGAUUCUCUUGUACACUCCUACCGAAGUCGCUUUCCAGUGCUUCAAAACAGUAUCGUGUGAAUGCGGACGAGAUGGCGUAGCAUGCAAUAGGAUGAACUUCGCCGCGAAACACAAGUUCCCGGUUCCCGGGAAGCAGCCGUUGACCCACGCGGGGCCGGCGAUGGACUGGUGGAUCGUAAUCGGCACAUACGCCAACAUGGACCUCACGGUGAAAAGCGACCGCCUCCCCGCCGUAGCGGGUAUAGCCGAGCACUUCCAGAAGUCGAGGCCGCUAGAGAAAUACCUUGCUGGUCUCUGGUCCGGCAACCUCUUGCGAGAUCUACUAUGGGAGGUUCUCGAGGUAACCGCAGACCCCGCAGCCAAGACUCUGACCGCGGGCGUGCCGAGCUGGUCCUGGGCUUCCGGUUCUGGCACGCGAGACGUACUGGUCUACACGGAACAGCUCCGCUACCUCGCAGAAGUCCGGGAGGCGGAGUGUAGAUACGCGAGCGACAACCAGUUCGGCGUGCUGACGGGGAGCAAAUUAGUCCUCCGCGGUCGCCUGUGGAAAGUCUCGGCUCUGUGCCGAAAGGGUGGUCCUCUCUGGAUGCUGAGCCGGAGGGCAGUUUUCAAGUUCGAGUCAUCGAACGAGAUGCGUGGGAGCUUACAUCUCGACUCCGGUAUCGCCAAGCGAAAUUGGUCCGUGGUCCGAGGAUUACACCUGCUCGAGAUCGCCCAGAGGCCUAAAAGCGACGGGGAUGCGUUAGAUACCUUAUACCUUAUACUAAAGUCGGCGCGCACUUCGGGAAAUUCGUAUGUUCGAGUUGGAGUGUUCGAGCAAGAACACAACGCCCUGGGGAAACUAGAUCGUGACAAGUGGGAUAAUUUAGGGUUAUGGGGUAUAUAUGAGAUUAAUUAAGUGCCUGAGAUUUAACUCGAGUUAAUCCACCGAGGCUCGACUUGAUGCACACAUUGAAGUAAGGGCCACAUCGUUACUUCAUGCAGUUAAAAAGUCGAAAUGCAGUUUGUGGGGAUCGAUGAGAAGAAAAGAGCCUAGCCCGUCAGCCACAUUUGAUUACUUAAUGAAAACGAAUCCAAGCCACAAACGUAUGGCAUAUAAGUGGGUCAACGAAGGUAGUGCAGUUACGUAAUAUAUCAAGUGCAGUGAUCUGG
Molecule: messenger RNA, 2631 nt
Organism: Annulohypoxylon truncatum
Lineage: Eukaryota; Fungi; Ascomycota; Sordariomycetes; Xylariales; Hypoxylaceae
Product: heterokaryon incompatibility protein-domain-containing protein
Exons: 1
Coding region: 374-2377 (667 amino acids)
Source: RefSeq, a predicted model, not a curated record